AAACUCUUGUCGUCUGGUUUUUCGUUUCUUCAGCUUAGUUUCUCAUCUCAAGUGCAGUGCAUUCACUCUUUUUUCUACAUUCCAUUCCAUUCUUUCUCUUCACUGUGUGAAGCUGGUCUAUUACACUCUUUUCUCAAACUCUUACCUGACUUUUCUCAACAUCUUCACCGAUCCUCUCCUUUUUUAAAGAAAUCAACAUGUCUUUCAAGGUUGCUGCUACUCUCGCUGGCGCUUUCGCCUCCGUCGCCCUCGCCCACGGCACUGUCACCGGUAUCAAGGUCGACGGAACCUACCAACCCGGUUACGACCUCAGCUCUUACUACAAGGCUCAGCAGGGCGGCGAGAUCCCCUCCAUUGCUGCUUGGUCCGCUGAGAACCUCGACAACGGCUUCGUUCCCCCUUCCGACUAUGGCACCUCCGACAUUGCCUGCCACAAGAAGGCUGCUCCCGGUACCAGCUCUCUCUCCGUCAAGGCUGGUGGUACCGUUGAGUUCCAGUGGUCUGCCUGGCCCGAGUCUCACAUCGGUCCUGUUCUGACCUACGUUGCCAAGUGCGCUGGAAAGUGCACUUCCGCUGACCCUGCUACUCUCAAGUGGGUCAAGAUCGAUGCUGCUGGUCUGGAUGGAACCUGGGCUGCUGCCGAUCUGAUCAAGAACAACAACACCUGGACUACCACUGUCCCUGAGACUCUUGCUGCGGGUAGCUACGUCUUCCGUCAUGAGAUCAUCGCUCUCCACGGUGCUGGUUCCAAGGACGGUGCUCAGAACUACCCUCAGUGCUUCAACAUUGACAUCACUGGUUCUGGAACCGAUAACCCUGAGGGUACCUUGACCACCGAGCUCUACACCGACUCUGAGCCCGGUAUUCUCUUCGACCCUUACAAGGGUUCCACCACCUAUGAGAUCCCUGGACCUGCUCUGUACGGUUCUGCUUCUGGCACCAAGCCCGUUGUCCCCGACACUCCCUCCAACGGAACCAUCUCGACUCCUGCUCCUGCUGCCCCUACCCCCGUCGCUCCCACUCCUGUCACUCCCACCAGCCUUGUGACCUCUGUCGCUGCUGCUGCUACACAGGCCGCCGAGGUCCCUUCCACUGAGGUCCCUUCCACUGAGGCCCCUGUCGCUGAGGAGCAGGAUACUGAGGAUGGUGCUCUCCCUAAGACCUUCACUCUUGACACCUUCAUUGACUGGCUCCGCUCCAAGAACGGUGGCUCCAAGAAGGCUCGCCGCCACGCCCGCCAGUUCUAAGUUAUCUGAGAUACACUUGGCAGAAACACGAUGUAUUGAUGGAGGAGAUUUGACCCUUGAAAGGUCAGGCUUAUUUUAUAUGUAGAUAAUAGUGAAUGCGCUUGCAGAAGUCGAGCCCAUGUACAAUAUUA
Molecule: messenger RNA, 1378 nt
Organism: Fusarium oxysporum Fo47
Lineage: Eukaryota; Fungi; Ascomycota; Sordariomycetes; Hypocreales; Nectriaceae
Product: glycosyl hydrolase family 61-domain-containing protein
Exons: 1
Coding region: 198-1247 (349 amino acids)
Source: RefSeq, a predicted model, not a curated record